CUGUUACACCUGGUGGGAAGAGGAGGAAUCGGAGAUAGAAUAAAAAAUAGAAGCGACCGCGAGCAGCGACAUGAACUCGAAGGCUGACGUCAACCGCCGCGUUCUGGCCAUUCAGGCGAAGAAGAAGCGCCAUAAGAACAACAAGAAGCGGGGCAAGCAGAACGGCAACGCCUCCCAGGAGCAGCCGCCGCCGCCGCAUCCCAAUCCGAACCAGAGCCCCAAUCUGAAUAGGAGCAGCGAGAACUUGCAGGCACCGGAUAAUGCUAAUAAUAGCCAGGCGAAGAUGCCGCUAACGGGCAGCGUUGCCAGCAAACCGUCUGUCGCCGCAGCGUCCACGUCCAGCGGCAGCACGCCCGAGCAGUAUCAGCAGGGAUCCUCCGGCAAGUCCAAGAACAAUCAGCAAAAGGAGCAACAUCAGCAGCAGCCACAGCAUCAGAAGGAGCAGUCGCAGCAGCAGAACAAGGACCACCUCCAGCAGCCGCCGCGGAGUAGCUCCAACGAGUCGUACGAAUCGGAGCUAAACAGCGAGAACGAGGAGCAGGAGCUGAAGGAGGACUACUGCAAGGGUGGCUACCAUCCCGUCAACAUCGGUGACCUGUUUCAGGGUCGCUACCAUGUUAUCCGAAAACUGGGCUGGGGCCACUUCUCCACCGUCUGGCUUUGCUGGGACCUGCAAGAGAAGAGCUAUGUGGCCAUUAAGAUUGUGAAGUCCGCUCCGCACUUUGCCGAGACGGCCAAGGAUGAGAUCAAGCUACUAAGGACGGUGCGCGAGACGGAUCCAUCGAAUCCGCGACGCCAGAAGACCGUCCAGAUGCUGGAUGACUUCAAGAUCACCGGGGUCAACGGUACCCACAUUUGCAUGGUCUUCGAGGUGCUCGGCGACAAUCUGCUGAAGCUAAUCCGGAAGUCCAAUUAUCGCGGCAUACCGCUGGGCAACGUUAAGACCAUCACUCGCCAGGUGCUGGAGGGUCUCGACUAUCUGCACACCUGCUGCAAGAUCAUCCACACGGACAUCAAGCCGGAGAAUGUGCUGCUGUGCGUCGAUGAGCCACAUGUCCGCUCGCUGGCCACCGAGGCCACCCAGCUGUACUGCAUGAACUCGAAGAUGUACCCCUCGCUGGUGAGUCGGGCGCCCAAGGAGUACCGCGAGCCCCCCAUCACCGGCAAGAUGAGCAAGAACCGCAAGAAGAAGCUCAAGAAGAAGGCCAAGAAGCGCAUGGAACUGUUCAAAAAGCAGCGCGACUAUCUGGAGCAGGCUGGCGGUCAGGCGCCUGAUGCUGGUGAAGAUCAGACGGACUUUGGAGUCAAUCAUAAUGCGGUGCAGAACGGCGAUGUUGGCAUCUCUGAUGGGGAUGAAUAUUUUGAAGCUAAGCAGGAACCGGAGGAGAAUGAAGAUGAUGAAGAGGACGAGGACGUGGACGUGGCUGCUGAGCAGCCAAAGGUUAAGGUGAAAUCAAAGCCCAAGGAGCAGCAACAUCAGCAGGAGCAGCCGCCGGCGGAGGGCUCGGAGAAAGCUAAAAAGAAGAGGAAAAGGAAGAAUAAGAACAAAUCCAAUCAGCCGCAAGGUCAGCAGCAGCAGCAGCAGCAGCCGCCACUGGAGAACUCCAUCAGCAGCGGCGACAGCAGCAGUGCUUUGAAGAGCCACCAGACCAAUGGUAGCAGUAGCAUCAAUAGCAACAGUAACUCCAAUAGCCACAGCAACUCGAGCAACACCAUGAAGGGACAAUCAAAUGGCAAGAAGAUGCCGCUGCGACCCAAGCAGGAGAAACAACAGCAGCAACCAUCGAAUCAGCAGUUAAACAACAACAACACCAGUUCGAAGCCCAACUCGAACAGUAAUUCGAAAAUCUCAAGCGGAUCCGUGGCGAACUCAUCGUCCUCCAAUGGGCCGUACUCGGAACCCCUGUUGCCACCGCCUCCUCCGCCACCACAAGUCAAGCAUAGGCCAAGACGUGAUCCAGCGCUGGAGGAGUGCAGCGUUUACGUCAAGAUUGCCGAUCUUGGCAAUGCCUGCUGGGUGGACCGACACUUCACCGAAGACAUUCAGACGCGACAAUACCGCUCGCUGGAGGUGAUCCUGGGCUCUGGCUACGACACCUCGGCGGACAUCUGGAGUACCGCCUGCAUGGUGUUUGAGCUGGCCACCGGCGACUAUCUGUUCGAGCCGCAUUCGGGCGAGACCUACUCCCGCGACGAGGACCAUUUGGCUCACAUCAUCGAGCUACUUGGACCCAUACCGCGACACAUUGUGUUCCGCGGCACUUACGCCCAGCAGUCCUUCAAUCGAGGCGGCGAGCUGCGAAAUAUCAACGGCCUGAAGCCCUGGGGCCUGAUGGACGUGCUGCUGGAGAAGUACGAGUGGUCGCACAGCGAGGCGGAGUCCUUUGCCUCGUUCCUCAAGCCCAUGCUGGAGUUCGAUCCGGCCAAGCGAGCCACCGCUGCCGAGUGUCUGCAGCAUCCGUGGCUUAGAUAAGAUACGAUGCAGCCUGGUUGUUGGCUGCACGCCACCCAGCCAGCAACAUCCAGAGUUGGAGCCGGAGAAGAGGCAGCAACAGCUGGGGGCUACAUGGAGUCAUCCGCCUCGGUGGCCACUCUUGCCUCCAUUUCAUCCAUUGCUUCCACCUCGGCGGCGGCCAGGGCGGCGCUGAAGGCACGUCCGUAUAUGGUGCCACCCUUCGUGGCCACCGCAUCCGCCCCACCCACUCCACAGCCCCAUACAACCUCUGAUCCCCCUCAAGCACGGCACGGACAGCGCCUGCAACUCCCACACGGCGUCGCCUUGCCCCGAAGAGGAUCCGGACUUGGUUGAGGAUUUCGAUGUGGCUCUUGCGCAGCUGGAAGAGCCCCAGCCGCCGUCUAAUGCGAAGGCCAAGUCGCAGCGCUUCUUCUGGCGGAAGGCGAUACGUCGCGUUUUCCAGCGCCGAAAGUGACAUCUGCUGCGGCGUCGCCGGCAGGAUCUACCACGAUGGCAUCGCCCCGCGCGCCGUUGUCGGCGCCGAACCCUGGCCGAGCGAGUGAGGCGUGUUUGCGCCUGCUGCGCCUACGGCCAGAUCCUGCUCCGAGCGGCCCGCGUGGCCCUGCUCAGCUGCAUCCGUUGGCGGACCCGUGGCCACAUACGCAACAACAACUUUUACUUUAGCAAUCACUAAAGCGGCAGAAGGAGAAGCAUCCAACAAGCAUCAUGCAACCAGCAACCAGCCAUCGCAUAAUCUCCAUGCUCCAUGCUCCUGCUCCGGCUCCAGCUCCAGCUACAUGAGUUACUUUUAAUGUCAAUAAGACCAUUCGAUUUAGUUUUACAUACGCCAGCACUUAAUUUAUUUCCUGUGUUUGACAUCGACAA
Messenger RNA from Drosophila serrata, 3340 nucleotides. It is a transcript of the gene SRPK, whose product is annotated as SR splicing factor protein kinase. Gene Ontology annotation, molecular function: ATP binding; protein serine/threonine kinase activity. Gene Ontology annotation, biological process: spliceosomal complex assembly; regulation of mRNA processing; peptidyl-serine phosphorylation. NCBI's taxonomy places the organism in Eukaryota, Metazoa, Arthropoda, Insecta, Diptera, Drosophilidae. Gene Ontology annotation, cellular component: cytoplasm; nucleus. The record is from RefSeq and is a predicted model, not a curated record.